Molecule: messenger RNA, 1288 nt
Organism: Schistosoma mattheei
Lineage: Eukaryota; Metazoa; Platyhelminthes; Trematoda; Strigeidida; Schistosomatidae
Source: the annotation of a GenBank genome assembly
AAAUCAUAUAUUUUUCAAUGAGUUUGAUUAUAAUAAGUUUUUGUUUAUUCAUUAAUCAUUUAAUACGUUUAAUUAUUUAUGGUAAUUUAAUGAAAUCACAAAUGAAUUAUUGUUAUUCAUGGAAUUUUAAUGAACCAGGUUUAAAUAAACCAGAAAAUAUUAAAUUAUUUAAAUUGAUUUAUGAACAUUUAUACAUUCCACAUCAAUAUUUACAAGGUUGUAUAUUCAUGGAAAUAUUGAUGAUAACAUUGAUACCAAUUAUAUGUUUUAUUAUAAGACGUUAUAACCAUUUAUUUGAUAAAUUAUGCUUUAAAUUAUAUAAAAUAAACGAUAUAAAACAAAUAAUAAAUAAUGAUUUAUAUGAUAAAUCAAUAAAAAUGGAUUAUAUUGAUUUAUCGAAAUUAACAAUACCAAUGAGUUCACAUGUAACAUUAAAUACUAAUGAAGAGAUUGGUAAUCAAAGUACUAUUACUACUUCUUUAUCAUCUACAAUACAAUCUUGUCAAUUAUUAACGGAUACUAUAAUUCCACCUUGUGAAUUAUUAAAAUUACAAACAUUUACAAGGGAACAAUUUGAACAAAAAUCUCAAAUAUUAAUAGAUAAAGAAUUACAUUUAAAACCUGUGUAUACAAAUAUGCCAACAUGUUCUAAUGAAGUAUUAGAACAACAAGCAACGACAACAACAACUUUUGUACCAGUUUCUAUAAAAUUAGUAAAUUUACAACCUUUAUGUUGUCAACCAUGUGAUUUAUUCACAAGUGGUACAAAAAUCUUAUCGAAACCAGAUGAUACUAUCAUAGAAUGUGAAUAUUUAAAUAAUAGUUGCAUUUAUCCUAUUGAAACUACAGGGUCAGUUGUAAAAUUACAUGUUAUAUCAGAUUCCAGUGGAUAUGAUGAAUAGUGGUAUUAUUUACAGAACUAUUAACAAAGUACAGAAUAGGAAUUAAAUGAAAUACCUUCAAUUUUUCAUGAAGUAUGGCAAGUUCUUCCACUGAUUUAGAUUAUUUCUAAAUAUUUGUGUUUAUGUUUAUAUAUAUAUAUAUGAUUGUAACUAAUAAAUAUUAUCAUAAUAAUUUGAUGAGAGUAUGAAUUUUGUCUUUAAAGUCAAAAAUUUCCUUAACAACACAUCUUAUUUAACAUAAAGAUCACGCUGUAGGUAUUCACUAGUGAGAUGUGUGUGAAAAAAUCUAUUUCUAGUACAUAAUGCUGUAGUCGGAGGAGAAGGCUCCAAUUAGUCAUGAUUAUUAUUUGUUCUAGCAUAAAUUUGUUGUUGAAUAAGAAUAAUUG